CAAGAUGAAUGUGUUUCUGUCUCUUCUGUUGGCUGCUGUCACUUGCAUGGAUUUGGGACACUCCUUGCAGUGUUACACGUGCAAGGAUUUGACUCCAGUUGAGGAGUGCCUGACAAUCGAGAACUGCACAGCGUCGGAGAACAUAUGCAAGACUACGAUCUAUUCCCGGGAGGAUGUUUAUCCUGCCCCGGAAGUCUCGACUGUCACCAAGAUGUGCUCUUCCGUCUGCGAACCCUCCGACGUGGAUGGCAUCGGGAUGACACAUCCUGUGAGCUGCUGCUACUCCGACCUGUGCAACUUCGAUGGCGCAGCAAGUUUGGGGAUCAGCGUUGUGCCAGUUGGGAUCCUGGCAUGUUCCCUCUGUGCCUUUUUCUGGACUAGACUGUGAGGGGAUGGCGGGAGUAAUUUAUUCCAAAAAUUCCAUGAAGAAAAUACCCGCCCCACCAGCCCAGCUUUCUGUGUGGAUGCCUAAUGAACAACACUUAACAGCUCACAAAAAUGGUUUGGUUUUUGGUUUUAUUUUAAUUUUUUUUUUUAAUAUCCACACUUUCCCCACAACUAAGAGAGAAGCAAAGCUCAGGAAGGCCCAGCUCAAUGUUUUAAUUGAUUUUUUUCAACAACUGCCCCAAAAUUAACUGCGGAGUUUCUUUGCUGUGCUGGUCUGGUUGGGUUUGAAGUAAAAAAAUCAAAUGCAUGAAGUAUAUUUAAGGCAAGAAAUCUUAAGAAGAGCUUUCCCUAUCUCCUUAGAGCAGGUUCUCUCCACCCCAUCAUUUUUGCUGUUCUUUCCUAGAUCUUCUUUGUACCCAAAAAAUUAAGGAGACAUUUCUGUGUCCAAAAUAUGAGGCAGGAGCCUGAACUUCCCAUACCAAUGAUCUGUUCCAGGGAGGUUAAAAUCUCAUGUUCUCUGUAGUCUUUUGAGCAGAAUAAAGAGAAUCUUGUGUUAAAA
This is a messenger RNA of Taeniopygia guttata (zebra finch), 946 nucleotides long. Its product is annotated as ly6/PLAUR domain-containing protein 2. Gene Ontology annotation, cellular component: plasma membrane. Lineage: Eukaryota; Metazoa; Chordata; Aves; Passeriformes; Estrildidae. The record is from RefSeq and is a predicted model, not a curated record.